AUGAGAGCGAAUAAAGACAGAAUCAAGAGUGUCAAGGAUCCACUGCUCUUAAACUCGAACCAAUUUCUUGACUUCAAAAAUGGAACCAGGGAUCGAAAGAGAGUGGACGCGCUUAUGAUUGAGUCGGGAAGAGCAGAAGUGAACGAGCGAGAAGUUUGCAGGAAGGAGCUGAAAACUAUCGGUAGUUGCCGGCUUGGACAUCGUUGCCCGUUCAUUCAUCCCGUGGCGGACCGGGCCGGAACGGUCCCGCAGCAUCUGAUCCACAUCCAUCUUCCGAAUUCCCAAUUCGAUGUCAAGCAAAACGAUAGAUACUUCAUCAAGCGGAUUAAGUACGAAAGUCAAAGAAACGGAUUCAUCUAUCGAAUCGUUGGUCCCUUCACUCAUCCGUUCUGGAAAGACAAAGCGCACACAAUCCCGUCACUCGCUGAGUUCGACAAGAAAUACUCAGCACACCACAAAAUCGAAGAAGCGAUCAAGAAUAUUUAUCUAAUCGGAGAAGCCCAGUACGAGUUUCGAAGCCGAGCGCCGAGCUUGAUGGAACUCGUUGUAGUGAAGAUGCCAGACGGGGAAAGCUUCAAAAGAGGAAGAGUAACGAGAAUAAUCGGAAAUGAUUGUCGAAUUCUUUGCGUCGAUACUGGAGAGGCAGUGAAUGUGUCUAUCGAAAAUGUGCUCAUGAUGCACGAAGAUCUGCUUCGUUUCCCCGCUCAAGCUCGAUUCUGCCGCAUGGUUCCAACACUAGAACCAAUAGUAGGGAAAGAUGAAAACGUCUCCGUCCUGUACACACGCGACCACGCCCGAGAAAUUGACAAGCUCACUGCCUACUACCAAAUGAUUGACGCCAAAAAAGUCGAACUCAUGGACAGAUUCAACUAUCCAAUCGUGGAGGCGUACAUUUACCCAUUCCUUCCCACUUCAUCUCGAACUUUGAAAGUACAUCCAUUAGUUAAAUUCCUCACCAAACCAAAACAGGGGCGCAUUUUAUUCAGAGAAGAAGAAGAAGAAGAGGAGAUUGAAGAAGACACCAGCUCACAGAAAGUCACUCACAUCGACUUGUCGAACAUUUCCGAUCCAAAGAGAAGCUCACUCAACGAAGAAGAUGAAAAUGGUGAUAGUGACUUUUCGUACCACGAUCCUAUUGCAUCGAAUGGCCUCACUCGCGGGAUUCGAUAUGUUUCUGAACACCCAACCACGCCAACAGAAACUACUCCCACAGAAACAGGAACAAACACUUCAUAA
Messenger RNA from Oikopleura dioica, 1236 nucleotides. The record is from the annotation of a GenBank genome assembly. NCBI's taxonomy places the organism in Eukaryota, Metazoa, Chordata, Appendicularia, Copelata, Oikopleuridae.